Molecule: messenger RNA, 1816 nt
Organism: Ziziphus jujuba (common jujube)
Lineage: Eukaryota; Viridiplantae; Streptophyta; Magnoliopsida; Rosales; Rhamnaceae
Product: F-box/kelch-repeat protein At1g15670
Exons: 1
Coding region: 487-1551 (354 amino acids)
Biological process (GO): negative regulation of cytokinin-activated signaling pathway; regulation of phenylpropanoid metabolic process
Molecular function (GO): protein binding
Source: RefSeq, a predicted model, not a curated record
AAGGCCAUGUAGCGACAGCAAAUUGCGGUGGUCUCGUCUCUAUCCUAUCCGAUGCUCUCUCUCUCUCUCUCUCUCUCUCUCGCUCCCUGUUGUUUUUCCCCAACAAAACGUUCCGGUCUUCUAGAACACUUCCAGUCUAUUUUAUGAAACAAAAAAAAAAAAAACGGAAGAAAACAAAUCGCAAAAGUGCCGCCCCACUGUCCGACGACACGUUAAUCAAAACCAUUUGUUUUCUCACUCGAAAUCUUCCUAAAUCUUCCAAUUUUCACCCCCUUCUUUUUUUUUUUUUUUUUUUUUGCUUUCUAUAAAUACAAAUAUACCUGUUUUCAUUUCAACGUGGUCCCAUAAACAAAAAAAAACCCACUCUUCCCUACUUUUUCCUCCGUUUCUUUUCGUCUAUUAAACCCCCCUUUCUUGUUUUUUAUUCUUGUUACAAAAACCCCAUAUUACAUACUCUGCUUUGCUAUACUUGCUUCUAAGAUUUUCAUGGCUUUGAUUCCCGGUCUUCCUGACGAUUUAGCCCGCGAUUGCCUAAUUCGUAUUUCCUACGACCAAUUCGCCGCCGUCUCCUCCGUCUGUAAACUCUGGAAAUCCCAGAUUACCCUGCCGGAAUUUCGCCGUCUCCGGAUGCUCUACGGCCAUUGCCAGAAAGUCAUCGUCAUGGUCCAAGCUCUUGUUGACCCAAACCCCACUGUUAGUGUCUUUAAAUGCUCCGCCGUACCUGUUUACCGGCUCACUCUUUGUGACCCGGGAACGGGAAAUUGGUGCGAGUUGCCUCCGGUUCCUGAGUUAUCCACUGGGUUGCCCAUGUUUUGCCAGGUCGUCGGAGUCGGGUCGGAUUUGGUGGUUUUAGGCGGGUGGGAUCCGAUGACGUGGAAGGCUUCCCAGUCCGUUUAUGUUUACAGCUUCGUUUCCAGCGAGUGGCGACGCGGGAACGAUAUGCCUGACGGGCCCAGGACGUUCUUCGGAUGCGCUUCGGAUUUUGAUCGGACGGUGUACGUUGCGGGAGGUCACGACGAUGAGAAGAACGCAUUGAGAUCCGCGAUGGCGUACGACGUGGCAAGAGAUACUUGGGUCCAGCUCCCUGACAUGGACAGAGAGCGGGAUGAGUGUAAGGCCGUAUUCUGCCGUGGGCAAUUCCACGUCAUCGGUGGCUAUUCCACGGAGAUGCAAGGCCGCUUUGAAAGGAGCGCCGAAGCGUUCGAUGUCGCCACGUGGCGUUGGAAAGCCACGGAAGAGGAAUUUCUAGAAGAAGCAACAUGUCCGAGAAACUGCGUGGCUGGUGACGAGGCAAUGUACAUGUGCCGGAGUGGGGACAUCGUAAGACACAGGGAUCCGACGUGGCAAACAGUGAGCAAGUUGCCAGCCGAGGUCAGGAAUGCUGCUUAUGUGACGACGUGGCAGGGAAGCCUGAUAGUGAUUGGUUCGGCAGGGUUUGGUGAGCCCCACAUGGUUUACAUAUUAGAUUUGGAAAAGAAAAAUUGGAGAAAAUUAGAGAGCCCUUUUGAAUUCUCAGGACAUGUUCAAUCAGGAUGUUACAUGGAGAUUUAGACACCCAUUUGAAAGGUGAAUGCAUGUGUAUAUUUUAUUUAUUUAUAUGAUAUAGAGUUUUGGUCCUGAAUUUUAGUGUGCCUUAGAAUAUAGAAAAGUUUUGAAUUCAGAAUAUCGGAGUGAACAGCAUUUUUGCCACUUCAUGUAAUACCUUUUUAGACCAGUACAAAAAAAAACUUUGUAUUUAUACUCGUCAAAUGCUUGUUGAAUUUUUCUUCUACAAAACAAGUUAUGACUAUGUCAGAGAGGGAUAAUCUUUGGUCCU